This is a messenger RNA of Sphaerodactylus townsendi, 4095 nucleotides long. RefSeq names its product G3BP stress granule assembly factor 2 (gene G3BP2). Bases 155 to 1666 code for a protein of 503 amino acids. Lineage: Eukaryota; Metazoa; Chordata; Lepidosauria; Squamata; Sphaerodactylidae. Gene Ontology annotation, molecular function: mRNA binding. The record is from RefSeq and is a predicted model, not a curated record. Gene Ontology annotation, cellular component: ribonucleoprotein complex; cytosol. The transcript is spliced from 13 exons.
UAGAGCUGAGCGGCGGCUUCCGGUUCCUCCCCGUCAGUCUGAGGGAAGGCGGCGCCGCGCGACCAGCUUCUGCCGGCGUCCUUGGCCGGGAGCGACGCAGACCCUCCGGGGACCCGCACCGGCUCUAGGUUCUUUGACACCGGGGACCAAAGAAAUGGUGAUGGAGAAGCCAAGUCCGCUGCUUGUGGGACAAGAGUUUGUGAGGCAGUACUAUACCUUAUUAAAUAAAGCACCAGAUUAUUUGCACAGGUUUUAUGGCAGGAAUUCUUCUUAUGUCCAUGGUGGGCUGGAUUCCAGUGGCAAACUCCAGGAAGCAGUAUAUGGCCAGUCUGAUAUACAUAAGAAGGUGAUGUCCCUGCAGUUUAAUGAAUGCCGUACGAAGAUCCGUCACGUGGACGCCCACGCAACCCUGAAUGAUGGAGUGGUUGUGCAGGUCAUGGGGGAGUUAACAAACAACGGGCAGCCAAUGCGGAAAUUCAUGCAGACCUUUGUGCUGGCUCCAGAAGGCUCUGUUCCAAAUAAGUUUUAUGUCCACAAUGACAUAUUCCGUUACGAAGAUGAAGUAUUUGGUGAAUCUGAAGCCGAACUAGAUGAAGAAUCAGAAGAUGAAGUGGAAGAAGAGCAUGAAGAAAGGCAGCCAUCCCCUGAGCCUUUGCAAGAGAAUGCCUCCAGCACUUACUGUGAAGGUCACCCUGUAACAAAAGGAGGGCGUCGCCCAUGUCAGAAUCCCUCCCAUUCCAGUGAUGAGAAAAAACCACCCUGGAAUGGAAUAGAAGGAAGCUUGGAAGAAUCUUCUCAUGAGCCAGAACCAGAACUAGAGUCCGACUCAAAAACCGAAGAACUGAAAUCUGAAGUAGAAGAAAAGAACAUGGAAGAGCUGGAAGAAAAGUCUCCAUCCCCGUCUCCUGUAGAAACUGUUUCUCUACCACAAGAACCACCAAAGGCUUUCUCCUGGGCUUCAGUGACCAGUAAAAACCUGCCUCCUAGUGGUACUGUUUCUUCCUCUGGAAUUCCACCUCAUGUUAAAGCGCCUGGCUCUCAGCAAAGAGUGGAAACAAAACCUGAAACCCAAUCCCAGCCUCUUCGUGUGCGUGAACAACGUCCAAGGGAAAGACCAGGUUUUCCUUUGAGGGGGCCCAGAGCAGGCCGAGGGGAUGUGGAUCAGAAUGAAUCAGACAAUCGCCGAAUAAUUCGCUACCCGGAUAGUCACCAGCUGUUUGUUGGAAACCUCCCCCAUGACAUAGAUGAGAAUGAGCUGAAGGAGUUCUUUAUGAGCUUUGGGAAUGUUGUAGAGCUUCGCAUCAAUACUAAAGGUGUUGGAGGAAAACUUCCAAACUUUGGCUUUGUAGUGUUUGAUGAUUGUGAGCCAGUUCAGAAGAUCUUAUUGGCAAAACCCGUUAUGUUCCGUGGUGAAGUGCGCUUGAAUGUGGAAGAGAAAAAGACAAGAGCUGCUCGUGAGAGAGAGACACGAGGUCCUGGUGAUGAGCGCAGGGAGAUUCGCCGCAGUGACAGAGGGCCUGGGGGUCCCCGUGGAAUAGUGGGUGGAGGAAUGAUGCGAGACCGUGAUGGGAGAGGGCCAUUUCCACGGGGCAGCGUGGCCCAGAAAGUGGGCUCCGGAAGAGGAUCUGGGCAGGUGGAGGGCCGAUAUGCAGGCCAGCGUCGCUGAAGACCCCACCGUUGCCAGGCAGUCUUGGCAAUGGUGCACUAUUCGUUGUGUUUGCAUUCUUGUUAAUUUUUGGCUUUGGAAUGUAAAACAGCCUUUUUGAUCAUUUCUUUUGAUGUGAGAAACCUCUUUUGGUUACCAGUAAAAUUGAGGUGGACAUUCCUUCCCUGGUUUCACAAAGAAGUCAUGCUGUUAAUUUAUACAUUCAAACUUGAGAUUAAAGACUCAGAAUUGACCAUUUAAACUUUCUGCAACAAAAAUGGACUUGAAGGGCAUGCCCAGUUGAGUGAAGGUCCUUUCAGUACCUUUCAAUUUCAGUAAGGAUCAAAAAUCCCUCUGCUGUGCAUUCUGAGUGUUGCUGUUUCUGCCUCAUGCUGUUGGAAACACAAAUAGUGCAAUCUGUGCAAUUGGAGAAGCUUGCCUUUUUCCUGUUAGAACACUUGGCCCACAACAAACUUGUGCUUUUUUUAUGAACUCAAAUGCACUAAUGGGUCAUUUUGCAUUGACAUUUGUCAAAAGCAGCAAGAAAACAUAGCUUGUGAAAUGAUGCGGGCAUCUGCGCUGCUUGCUGUGGCCCAUCUCUGUGUGUGUGCAAACAACCCUUAAUGAGACUACAAGUCUGUUCCAGAAGGAAACCAUUUAGCAGUAAAUGCAAAUGUAAAACUUCAGAAAUCAUAGCCCUGAAGAGGAAACCAUAGAGCAGGGAUGGUUGCUUGCUGAACACGCUGCUCCUUCCUGUUCCUUUUCCGUGCACCCUGGGCAGUGAGAGAAGUUCUCCGCUGUCUUAAGGUCUCAAGUGGCGGAACAGGUAUGAUGGUGCCUUCUAUCAAACUCAUCAUUCCAGUCUUGCUGGUGGUUUUGUACAGAAUAGUGUCAAACUGGCUGUGCUGUAAAUCUUAACAGCUGUAAAAAUGUUUCUAUAAUCAUUGUAUAAAAAUUGCAGUGUCUUUAAAAAUGAAACAUUACUGGAAUAUUUGCUUCGCUCUUACAGUUAACAACUUUCGGGAGCCUUUGCAGGAAGGAACGAUGAAGUAAUGGCUGCGGGGAGUUGGAGGAGUGAAUGUGCGGUUUUGCAUUUAGUCCACAGUUACUAAUCAGCUUGUACCUUGCUUCAUAUAUGUUGAGCCUAAAACCUGUUCCUCCCCCCCUCCCCCCUCUCGAGGAUUCUGCAGUUUUCAUGAGGCAGCAUCAUAGCUCCAGCGAGCGGGCAUUUCCGGUCUCUGAACUAUCACCCAUUUUGCUCAACCCUCGAAUUGACUUUCAAGCCUCUGUGGCUCAGAUUUGUAAAAGACGGAAUGACGGCCUCUGGUGUGUUUUCUACUUGUGGACUCUGGCAUUGGGUGAGGGGUCUGCUUAUUUCCAGGUUCCUGUUUGCACAGAUAGCACAUUCCAGAAAACUGCAAAUGUAGCCAGCUCUUCUCCCCAGCUUCACGUUGGAAAUCUGAAGCAAGCAUCAGGCUGACUUCGGAGGAGGAGAGGCAGACGUCUGCGAUGACUCAGAGCUACUUCUAAGCAUGGAAGACCUCACUUUCUGAUGCAACAGGGAACUAAACAUUUCUGCAUUAUUGUAACAACGGGCGACUUUGGGUUGAAGCUUUUUCCUGUGUAUUGGGGGGAAACUUUGUAUUUUUCACACACGCACACCCCCAAAUUGAGGUCUUCCAUGUUUGAUGGUGAGUCUUGCACUAUUUUCAUACAGUAUUUGGACCACGCUUCUCAAUUUCCUUUUUUUUUAAUUUUAUACGUUUGGUGUGGAGCGGUUUCGUUUUCAAGUGACGCCUGGAAGUGUUCUCCAUGAACACCUCACCCCCAUCCCCCGCCCUCGCCACGAGCUCAGCUGAAGUUGGAAGCGGCCUUGAAACUACUGUGCUCUGUCAAUAUGGUUCAUGUCCCGGGACAUUUGAGGGCUGUUUUAUUGCCCUGCCACCUCCUGUGAAUCUAGUUAAGGCAAAGAAUGCAGGUAAGAUCAUCAUGUGAUUGACAAUUGAAGGUGCCGUGGAGCCAUUCCACAUUCUGGCUUGCUUCUUUAAAUGCCAUGAAAUGACAAUAUUGGAAGCGUACACAGAAGUUUACAUGGUGACUGUUCACCUUCUGUACUGUGGACUCAUAGUGUUUUUGUCCUCUUUUCAAUAAAUUAACUUUGAGAAGAAAAAGCAGCAGGACUUGACCAUUACUGUUAAACUGCUGAUUUGUUGAGGUGGGCAGUAUUGCAGUGACACACAAUUUCAACCAACUGAGCUUUGACCAUCUUGGCUUUAGUAGGUGUGUCGGACCAAGGACUGCCACCGUCAUCGCUGUAAUGUGUUAAGCCUUAUAUGCUAGUAGAGUCUAGUUUAAUUGUUGCAGGUGGGAAGUAUUUUUACUUUUAAGUUUCCAUUUUUGAUGUGUUCUGACUAAACAUACCAAUAAACUACUGAUGUCUGCAGCAUUCA